This is a messenger RNA of Cydia fagiglandana, 1030 nucleotides long. RefSeq names its product SAYSvFN domain-containing protein 1 (gene Saysd1). NCBI's taxonomy places the organism in Eukaryota, Metazoa, Arthropoda, Insecta, Lepidoptera, Tortricidae. The coding region runs from base 169 to 723 and encodes 184 amino acids. The record is from RefSeq and is a predicted model, not a curated record. The transcript has 3 exons.
GCGUGUCAGCUGGCGUUGCAUAGUAAUUGUUUGCAUCUCUUGUUUGUGUAAUUUCAGCGGCUAUUGUCGCUAAAUAAACAUUGUUAUGCCUUUUAUUUAGUUCAGAAACAAAACAUCUUUUUUAAACAACGUAGUCUAAAUUGUGAGUGCUGUAACACCCAGUCACGGAUGGAGGCAAAAUUAAAGGAAUAUCGCGCUCUUCGACGUCGCAAAGAGCUCAUUGAAACCGCGAAGAACAAGAUUGAGCAAUCCAAAAAUAAAUUUGUGGAUUUCAUCACCCCAAACUUCUUCAAAGAGAUGGAAAAGGCAAAAGAAGAUGAGGUGUUGUUGAUUGAAAAUGAAGAGCCAACAGCUUCAGAGUACCCUGUACGCCAAUUUGAAGGUAGUACAGAUUUAGCAUCAUUAGCAUCAGAAACCAGUGAAGUAGAAGAAACCUUGCCAGCAGGAUCACAAGAAUCUUGGCGAUACUUCAUCAUCAAAUGGACCAUUUACACCAUAAUAUGGCUUACACUAUAUGCAUUCUUCCUGAAGAUACAAUUCGGUGCAGUCUUCUUUGUAUUUUCCGUUUUAAUUGGGAUAUAUCUAAAUACUAGAACAGGGCCGAAGAGGAGGGGAGAAGUGUCAGCAUACAGCGUAUUUAAUAAGGACUGUGCCAGCAUUGAUGGGACACUGAAAGCUGAACAGUUAAUGAAAGAAAUGAUGUAUGGUUCUGCUGUUCGGUAAACAGUGACUAUUCUAAUUUAUUUAUUUUGUAUAUUUUAAAGUUCUUAUUAAUACAGGUCCACAAUAAAGAGAUGGAAAACACUCAAUACUUUUUUUUCAAGGCAAAUGAAACACAAUUCUAAUAUUUCAUAAAUUUGACUUUGGUUUUAUUUAUUAUAUUUACUUACAAAUCUUUAAUAACAAAUAUAAUUGUUCAUGAUUAUAAUAUAAAAUAUAUUUUAGUUAACUUAUACUGCAGUACAAUAUUUAGUGUGCUUGGUAACUGGCAUCUUUGUUCAUGAACAUUACAAUUAAUGACAACAUUAAC